CCAUUCUCCCAGUCCUCGGUAUCCUCUUACUCACCACUUGUAGCUCAACCUUUUACUUCUUACUCAACUUCUGAGGGCGGGAAACUAUUUUUAGGAUCUGCCUUUGUAUAUAUCAGGACCUCUAGCUCUCCCUCCUGGAUUUCCUACAUCAGAGAAGCACAGAAAGUAGCUGCAGGGAAAGGUGAGGAGGCACGGCUAGACUUUGCUCAUCUUGGUCUGAUUUGUUGUUCAUAUUGAUUUACCUGUCUUUGGGGAGGGGUGAGUUUGGGUGGAUAAGAGAAUCUUGCUUUAAAAACACCAGCAAUAUACCUGCAAAGCUGGAGAGAGGCUGGGUGUAGUAGGGCAAGAAGGCAUUUGGUGACCCAGUCUCAGCUCUUUUCACUCCCUGUUGCGAGAGGUGACCAUUGCUUUGGGGAAGUUCCUUUUGUGCUGUUCACAUCAGGGACGUGACAAGGCAGGGAAAGAAUUAUAAGACACAGCUAGGGCAUUUUCACUUCCUAAAAGUGUGACACUGAAAUUCCUUUUGACCAUGUGACCUCUUGAAUUCAUACCAGGAAGAGUAGCAGCAGCACCCAGGGAGGGGGUGUAAUGAGGCAUGCUUCUGUGGCAUGGGCAAGGAGAUGGCACAAAUCAGGAGCAAUGUGUAUGUGAAGGGGAUAGCAACUCUGACUGCCAGGAUGUAUCUCAUGACUCUGCUUUUCUACUAAUUUUCAGGCCUUUUUAUCUGCCUUGUGUGUUACAAAGCAAGACGGCUAGACCUGUUUUCUCCAGGACAUUUCCUCAGAGGAGGCCCAGAGGAUUAGCCUGCAGACAUCAUGCUUGAGGUGAUGCAAAUACGGACCUGGAUUGAGCCAGUGGUUGCUGGUGCCCAGGUAGCCAGCUCCUUCUAUGACACAGGACUGCUGCUGGUGGUGAAAAACUACUACAACCAGACCAACUCAACCGCCCCAGCACAUUUACUCGAGGACAGACAGCAGAAAGCAGUCUCUAAUUUCUACAUCAUCUACAACUUGGUCCUGGGCCUAAGCCCCUUGGUGUCAGCUUAUGGCUUGGCGAAGCUCGGGGACAGAAAGAACAGGAAGAUCACCAUCUGCUUGCCUCUCCUGGGCUACCUGGUCUCUAGGGCCCUUCUGCUCCUUUUGAUCCUGCUUGAGUGGCCAAUUGAGGUGAUGUAUGGAGCUGCUGCCUUAAAUGGCCUGACCGGAGGCUUCACUACUUACUGGGCGGGUGUCAUGGCUCUAGGGUCACUAGGCUCCUCGGAGAGCAGGAGGUCUCUGCGGCUUAUCAUUAUCGAGUUGAUCUAUGGAAUGGCAGGCUUCUUGGGAAGCAUUGCAUCUGGGCACAUCUUUGUCCAUUUCAACCUCAGCUACCGCCAGGGCACCGUGCUUGUGGCUUGCAGCAUUGCCUGCUAUGCCUUCUGCCUCACCUACAGCCUCUUUGUCCUUAGAGUCCCCAAAGUGGAAAGUGCCCACCCAGCUUUGGCAGAUAACAGCAAAGCCAAGGAUGUAAAUCAGCUUGACAGCCCACUGCCACCUGAUGAAAGGACUGUAAGGAAUUGGGGCUCCUGUGAGAAGGAAGGCCACACACCUGUGAUGCCCUCAAAACUCAUCAUUGCCAUGCUCUUUGUGGGGGCUGUCACGUAUGACUUAGCGGUUGCGGGAGGCAUAGAUGUGCUCCAGCUCUUUGUGCUCAAGCAACCUUUAAGUUGGAAUGGGAUUCAGGUUGGCUACGGCAAUGCUGCUGGCUACAUGAUCUUCCUCACCAGCUUCUUGGGAGUGUUUUUGUUCUCCAAGUACUUAAGGGACACUACUAUGAUCACGAUCGGCAUACUGUCUUUCAGUACUGGCAUUCUCAUCAUGGCCUUUGUGCGAAGGACUUUCCAGUUCUACAUCGCUCGGGCAGUGAUGUUGUUUGCACUUGUCCCUCUACCAACCAUCAGAUCCGUGUUGUCCAAACACGUAGAAGGAUCAUCCUACACAAAGGCAUUUGUCCUGCUGCAGCUGGCAUUAGUGAUCACUGGAGUGGUGACAUCUACACUCUACAACAAAAUAUAUCAAUGGACACUGGACUGGUACAGCAGCUUCUGUUUCAUUUUGUCUUGCAUCAUCGGUUGCCUAAGUAUCAUCCCCAUCAGCAUUGUGGCCUUCAAGCAACGUUCAGCAUCUGGUUCCUUUGAAGUUCUGACAGACUGACACCAUGUAACGGAAAUUUUUUUGAGCACUGGAGCCAUGGUGCAGGGUGAAGGAGCACCCUGGCUUACUGCCUCAGGCAGAGGACUUACAGGAAAAUGUAAAGAACUGGGUCUGCCACUUUAAUCCCUGUGGUUUAAGCAGAAAUUGCUAGCAAUCCUCAUAAAAAGAACCGUGCCAGGGGUAACCAUGUGACAGAAUACCAUCUCAAAGUAGCUAGCAGGCCAAGUCCAAAGCACUCAAUAGGCAUAAACCCACUACUUACCAACAGGAAGACUGCCCUACUGUUUUACAGAGAAUGGUUGCAGACAAUUUUUCUAAGUUAGUUCACACCAUCUGAAAUGUAAUGAUGAAAAGGGGAACUGUCACUGCAGCUAGUAGGUUCAUCCCUCUCCAGUUGCCACUGUAAUUGGAAAGUUAAUUCAUUUCAGUGAUUGAAAAGAAUUGAAGUAUAGGACUCGGACCAAGUUGUUAAAUAAGUUUUGAGGUGGUAGUGCAAAGGUGUGGGAACAGAAGAGGGGUGCAGACCAUGUCAGAGUAACCACUUUAUCCACUGAAAAAAAUCCAAGACAUUUUUCAGGGGCUUUGGCUUAGGAAAAAGUGUUAAGGGGUAUCAGAAGUAAAACAUGCACAACCCCCCCCCAAUUCUUGACCAUGGUGCAGAGCAAGUGCAUUAAUCCACGUCAUUCAAAAAAAGCUACUGUGGAGGGUUGGGGCAUUGACUAAAGAUGACCUGUCAAUAACUUAGGUAUAAGGGCUUUGAAUACUAUUUGAGUAGAGACUGACAAUCUAGGAAGAGUCCUUCAAUGUUACUCAAAAAAAAGAGAGAGACACCAUGAGGAGUUAGAAGGGAAAAGGAAAGACACACAUUACCCUGAAACCAAACCCUAGUGUAGUUCUAACCCUUACACUUUUUCCUGGAAGAGGAAUAGAAACUUACUGAAAUAUAGCAGCAGCUGAAUAGAGAAGACAAAAGGCAGCGAAGGGGAAGUUUUUAAGGGCAGGGACUGCUAAUUCUAUUUGUACGCGGCAGGGGGGGGGGCGGGGCAGGUCAGACUACUAUGAAACAGUCAGCUGCAUCUGUGCAAUGCCUUCAAGGAGACAUGUAUUGUAAUUUAUAAUCUUCUACUAUA
Alligator mississippiensis (American alligator) is the source of this 3322-nucleotide messenger RNA. Its product is annotated as thymic stromal cotransporter homolog. The transcript has 4 exons. Gene Ontology annotation, cellular component: membrane. The record is from RefSeq and is a predicted model, not a curated record. Bases 816 to 2192 code for a protein of 458 amino acids. NCBI's taxonomy places the organism in Eukaryota, Metazoa, Chordata, Crocodylia, Alligatoridae. Gene Ontology annotation, biological process: transmembrane transport. Gene Ontology annotation, molecular function: transmembrane transporter activity.